AUGGAGAAAUAUGGUGAUCCGGGUUUGAGCCCUGGAAAACCUGAUUGGAAGAAAGUGGUUAUUAUUUUUUAUUUUCUUGGUUUGUUGAUACAUCAUUGGACCGUUCAAGUUCAAUGCUUCUGGCAGGUCAGUCAGCCGGAGAAGUGGGGUUACUCCACCGAUUGGAAGAAAGUGGUUGUUUACUUUUUUGGCACCCAACAGAUGUUGAAGUACAAUUUUGAACUCAUUUCCGGCACCGAACAGAGCUAUUGUUUUUGA
Molecule: messenger RNA, 258 nt
Organism: Lathyrus sativus (Indian pea)
Lineage: Eukaryota; Viridiplantae; Streptophyta; Magnoliopsida; Fabales; Fabaceae
Source: the annotation of a GenBank genome assembly